Epinephelus moara (kelp grouper) is the source of this 5682-nucleotide messenger RNA. Its product is annotated as NXPE family member 3-like. The record is from RefSeq and is a predicted model, not a curated record. The coding region runs from base 495 to 2174 and encodes 559 amino acids. The transcript is spliced from 9 exons. NCBI's taxonomy places the organism in Eukaryota, Metazoa, Chordata, Actinopteri, Perciformes, Serranidae.
UCUUCUUUGGGAUAGUUUUUCCAUAUCCGCUGUGAGUGUCUAAGGACAGAGGGAUGUCGUAUGCUGUAAAGCCCUCUAAGGCAAAUUGUCAUUUAUAAUACGGGCUUUAUUAAUGAAAUUAAAUUGAAUUGAAUUAUCUGUUUACAGUCAGCUCCAUUUGUUGUCAUGGAGAGACUGUAGCCUACACACACCACCUUAACAACAGUUUGCCAAGCUGGUAUAGAAAUGCAGGCACAAAGGAAGAAGUAGACCUACUUUUAAACACUGUGAAAGACUUGGAUCCCAGCAAUUAAGCUACCUUUUCAAGAAGGAGGUUGAAUUGAUGGAAGAGAGAGGCUGAGCUCGCACGGUCCAACAAAUCCACCAACGGAAACAAAAUGGCGGCUGGCUGGUGACAAGUAGUCUCGAAUGACAAACGGAAUCCUGGAGCAGGAGAGGGGGUCAGGAGUUCUGAAAUCAGAAGAAGUCACCACAGUGCUACACUGUAACAGAAGAUGAAGACUACUACGAAGGCCAGAGCUUGUACGAGAAGAGAGUACGUCGCCAUUUUCUUCUUUCUGGUUGUGGGUGUCCUAAUCUUUGUGCAACGCAACAUUGAAGUUCUGAAGUUUCACCACACAGUGAACCCCACCAUCAUCAUCCCAAGAGUUUUCACUGAGCCCGACAUGCAUUACAACUUUUGCACCUUCAGGCCACUGUUCCCCGAGGACGCUUUGGAGAACCGCUUUCUACUAGACACCAUUGCCUGGCCUGACGCUCCACUUUUGUCAGCUCCCUUUUCUGUGGAGAAAACCAGUGAUCCAGCUCACAGUAACUUCACCAUCGUCCCACAGAGGGGAGGAGGAGAGUGGCAUGUGGGGGAUCAGCUGGAGGUUACCAUCAAAAUGGCUGACUUCCAGGGCCGUCCCAGGAAGUCUGGGGGGGACUUCCUACUCGCCCGGCUGCACAAUCAGAAGCUUGGGGCAGGUGUGGUUGGGCAGGUUGUCGAUCAUCUCAAUGGGAGCUACACUGCUGCGUUCUCUUUACUCUGGGAAGGAGACGCACAGGUUCAGGUGAUAAUGGUUCACCCCAGUGAGGCUAUCGCAGUGCUGAACAGGCUGAACAGAGAACGACCUGACAGCCUUUACUUCAGGAGCCUCUUCCGCUCAGGCUUACUCUUAGAAACUGCCAUGUGUAACGUCUGUCUGCGUCCAAUAAAGCCGCUGUGCAACUACACUGACCUGCGCACAGGCGAGCCUUGGUUCUGUUUCAAACCAAAGAGCCUGAGCUGUGAUGCCAGGAUCAACCACGCCAUGGGAGAAAACAAACUAAACAUCAACGCCAAUGAAACUAAGCUCUUUAAAAGUGGUGUCAACCUGAAAGUCUACAUUCGUGCUUCAGGACCUACUGGUAUCACUGUCUUGCCAAAAAAAGAAGGUCAACCCGAAGUGAAGAGCAGCAGUGUGACAUCCGGACCCUCUGGAUAUUACUACCAAGGUGUGUGGCAAGCACUAAAGGGCACCACAGUUCGUGAAUUUAACGUCUCUACCAUCGAACAGUGUCUGAAAGGCAAGAUGGUCCACAUGUACGGAGACUCCACCGUCAGACAGUGGUUUGAAUACCUUAACGCAGCACUACCAGACCUAAAGGAGUUUGACAUGCACAGCCCGAAGAAAGCUGGACCUUACAUCUCCUUGGACUAUGCAAACAACAUCUUGGUGAGGUACCGCUUCCACGGCCCACCUAUCCGUAUUGUCCCUGUUUCAACCAGCGAGCUUCAUUACAUUGCCAACGAACUAGAUGGCUUGAUUGGAGGCAGCAACACUGUGGUAGUUUUUGGCAUCUGGGCUCACUUCGGCACUUUCCCCAUUGAGAUCUACAUCCGGAGGCUGCAGAGCAUCCGCAGGGCGGUGGUGCGGCUGCUGGACAGGGCUCCAGACACACUGGUUGUCAUCCGGAUAGGGAACCCCAAAGCUUUGACACCCUCUGUGUCGCUAUCCAACAGCGACUGGCACUCAUGGCAGUGUAACAGGGUGCUCCGAGCUAUGUUCAAAGGACUGAAUGUUCAGCUGAUCGACUCCUGGGAGAUGGUCCUAGCCCACCACCUGGCACACAACCUCCACCCACCACCUCCCAUUAUUAAGAAUAUGGUUAAUGUUCUAUUGUCCUACAUAUGUCCUGAAAAGCCCAGCUAAAUGUGUGUUUGUGUGGGUUCAGAAGUGGCCUUUAAAGCACAUACUACCUUUUUCAUGUUUUCUGUGUUUCUACUAAGUGCUGCGUUUUGUCUUCAGCAGUCCUCUCACAGGGUAGAGUAAGUACAAUUUUUGUCAUCUGUUUUUAAUCAGGGAAUGUUUAGUGAGCACAAAAGAAACAGAACUGGGUGGAAAGCAGCUCCAAGCCAUGUCAGGGUUGAGUGUUACAAAUAACCACGACUGAAUCCAAAAGUAACCCUUCAGACAUGGUACCUACUGUAGACUCUAGGUCCACUUAGUGUUUCGACCACAAACUUAAAUGUGGGCUGGGUUGUUGUCACUCACUGUAUUUCCUCCUUUAUCAGUCUGCACCUCAUUUGGCUGCAGUGAGAGUCUCUCUUAAUUGGAUAUUUAAAAAAGCAGGUUUGUGCAUUUAUUCCUUCUCAGGCAAGCUCAGGGUUUAGUGUUGCUGUAGCCCCCAGGAACAACGCUUGCGACACCUUUUUUUGAGCAUUAGAAUAUAUGCAGUUCACAUAAUCAGAUCGCAAUUAAUAAAAAAUUUUGAACGCUUGAAGAUCCACUCUUUACUAAACGUGUAGAGAGACAGUUGCAACUAAAGUAGUGGUCAGAGUUGUCAUAUUGAAAUUUAAGGUGUGCUGAUGAAUUCACGUCGUCAGCUGAUGCAUUGAGUAACAUAACAAGUCAAUGUUCCACCUUAAAAGUCGCAGGCAGUCGGCCCAGCGACUUAUUUUUCUCUCAGACUCCAGCUGCUGUAAGAGGCAGCAAAACAUCCUUUCGUUUUAUAGUUCCAGUUUACUAAUAAAACUCUCCACAGUAUGAACAGUGGUUACAUGAGUUUCAAAGCCAGCCAGAACUCAGCCCUGAGCAGAGUGACCGUCCUCUAUUGACCAAUCAGACUGCAGUGUUCACAGCGCCACUUUUUAGUACCAGAUCUGUGUGCUAGGUACCCUAACAGAGGAGGGGAAAAAAGCGUACCGAACUGAACCGUGCUGUACUGCUCGGUGGAAACGGCUAUACACUGAUCAGCUACGACAUUGAUACCACUGACGGAUAAAGACAACAACAUUCAUAAUCUCAUUAUAAUCAAUGUUGGGCUUGUUCCUGCAAAUAUGCAAUUUAUUACUCCUUAUUCAUUACACUUAUGUAUCAUUACUUUACUUACUACUCCCUGCAAACAGUGAUUUGUUACACUACUUGUUAAAUUAGUUUUCCGUUCCACCCCCAAAAUAUUACUAAGCUAAUUGUGUCCUUUCUGCUGAAACUUUUGGUCUACACUAAGUGCAGCUAAGGCUAGAUAGCUUGCAAAUAAUUUUUUACAUGGGGUCUAUUGUUGCCUUUUGAUGGGUACUUUACCAAAGAUCAGUCUGAAAGACAGAGAGUCAGUUGUGGAGAAAGGCAACAUUUCAUCCGCCACAUAUUCAACCACAACUGCCAUUAAUUCUUUGUAGUCUGCAGCUGUCCAUGAUUCAAAUCCAGUUAUGGUUCUAUCCUCCACGGCUGAGGAAAGCUCACCUUUGAUGGGGUGUAUAUCCAUGAGCGUCACAUUGUUGUGCUAUGGUUGUUGAUGUUGGUGUUUCAGCUUUAAUGUUGUGGGUUUUGCAAUGUUAAGAGUCUUCGGAAAGGAAAUCAAAGUAAUGGAAAUAUUCCUAGCCCCUGAAUGUUAAGUGUUUCUGUCAUCCAAGUUUGCUGCUCGAUGACAUACAUGCAUGAUGAUUAUGAAAAUGAAUCUGGGGAUAUGAUUGAUCGUUGAAUUUCAAGUCAGUCGUGGAGUGAUAACAAAAAUAAAGUUGCAACGAGUCAUUUGUUUUGGGGGGUAACUGCGAUUUUAUUACUGAAAUUUUAUUAGUAAUUUGUUACACUACUCAUUACAGAGAAAAGUAAUAUUACUGUAAUGCGUCCUGCUCAACACUGCUUACAAUGCAAUGUGGAAAAUUGCAUUGUAAUCAGCUGGAAAAUCUUGGGUCCUGACAUUCACGUGGAUGCCAGUUAAAACAAUGUAGUCACUGUGGUUCAAAGUUUUUUUCUGUAAAGUGCAAUUACUGUUGUGCAAUUUUUUGCUACAAAUAUACCUUAACCUAUGGCUGUGACUUCCAGCACUGAGCAGAAACCAGCGUUUUCCAGUGCUAACGGUUAGCUAACAGUAUGCUAAUCCUCUGUCCUAGAGCAAUUGGGAAAUAAAACAGGUGGAACACACCACCUGUUACACCUGAAACGGGAUAACGUAAUCACACCUCUGCCAUCUCUGACAGCCAUCUCACAUCUUUGGUUGUUUUCGUUUGAUCUUGCUCUGUUAACAUAUUAUUUAACUAGCUUACAGUAAACAUCUACUCCUUCUAAAGCUCAUUUAUGAUUUCUUAGGACUCUUUCAUAGACAGUAACACGUUCCACGAUCAGUCAACAUAAUUUGGUAUUAUUUUUUUCAUCUCAGGAGGUUUUCAACAUACUAUUUUCUAGAGAUACAUCAGAAAUUAAGGAUAUAGUGACACAUGAUGACAAAUAUAUGCAAUAUGUUUUAAAGCACUACUUUUUUCAGUGAUGUAAGUUAACUAGUCAUGAAAAAUAAACAUGUUUUUUGUUGAAAAAAGGCCUGCCACUUUUACUAUUAGGUGGUCUGUGCAUUCAGAUUUUUCAUCCAUUGGAACGAACAGAAAAAAAUGACAACAGAAUAUACUGAUCAAAAACUUUUUUUGCUUAUGAUUUAUGAGGGCAUAUAGAGUAGAACUCCCCUGUUACAAUAUUUUUUGUGUUUGGACAGGUUAAAUAUCUGUCUUUAAUAUCUGUAUAUUGUCAAAUUACUUUUGAAAAGAGCUGAAGUUGGCGGUUAGCCACCAAGAGGAGCCAUUAGGACUAGUUAAUGAGACUAAACUAGCUUACUGCAACAUCUGCUGUCUCACUGGAAGCUGCAUCCAUCAUUUCUUCAGUAGCAACCUCAGGAAUAAGGUGGUGAUAAUUCUGCCAGCAGCAGCUGCUAUGAGAAACAGAAUGUGCACCUGAAACCACCUGCUGGUGACAGAUUAUUCACCUCAAAGCUCUGCUGCGGUAUCAGCCAUUAACAGGACACAGCAUAGACUAAGUGCCACUAGUUACUUUUACCUGGACUUGCCUCAUUAGACCUUUUUCUGGACAUGUUGACAAGUCACAGGGGUAAAAACACUGGUGUGGUUCAUAUAUAAAGGGCCCGUUCAAUUUAGGUGGGCCAGCUCUGGGGUCCUGGUAUGGCUCAAAAUGAAAACACAUCUAUAGUAUCAAUCUGCCCACCUCUAAUGUAGUCAAAGAGUCAAACUUUUAAGGCCUCAAGGAAACAUACAUGUAAAAACAACUACCUUAAACCUGACACAAUUUACACACAUGUAAAUCAAGUUUAAUGUGACUGUAGUUUAACAGUAGACAGAAGUUGGAUCACAAAAUUGGAUUUUUCUAAAGAAAUCUCUAUAAAUGGUGACUUCUACCUGCUGUGACUGAAGCUGUGUGACAACCAUAAUGCUUAAAG